Molecule: messenger RNA, 176 nt
Organism: Symbiodinium sp. CCMP2456
Lineage: Eukaryota; Dinophyceae; Suessiales; Symbiodiniaceae
Source: the annotation of a GenBank genome assembly
GCCGAGGGUCGAGAAGCUCUGCAGCGAGCCUUGGCUCACAGUCGCUGCUGGCUUGGAGGACAAGAUGGGCUUUCAGCGCGAGAGGCUCGUCUUCGCGCUGGUGCGGGGAGGACUCUCGGUUCCUCCGGAAGUCCUACUGCCGCUGAGGGAGCUUUGCGCGUCCAAGAUACCGCUAG